Messenger RNA from Aedes albopictus (Asian tiger mosquito), 1048 nucleotides. Its product is annotated as zinc finger matrin-type protein 5. Bases 114 to 617 code for a protein of 167 amino acids. Gene Ontology annotation, cellular component: U12-type spliceosomal complex; nucleus. NCBI's taxonomy places the organism in Eukaryota, Metazoa, Arthropoda, Insecta, Diptera, Culicidae. Gene Ontology annotation, molecular function: zinc ion binding; nucleic acid binding. The record is from RefSeq and is a predicted model, not a curated record. The transcript has 3 exons.
CUGCGACAAACGCUUCAAUCAGCUGGAUGAUAAUCUGCGUUGACGACGACUGUUUUGUAAACAACUCGUAACAUUUAAAAAGUAGCAUUAAACAGUGGUCUAUUGUGUCGAAAAUGGGCAAAAAAUACUACUGUGAUUAUUGUAGGAAGCACAUACAACGGGAUCCGAGUAUUGUACGCAAACACAACGAAGGAGUGCAGCACAUACGGAACCGAGCCGAUCAUUAUGAGUCGUGUAAAGAUGUUACUGAAAUUAUGGCGGAAAACGCCCGAAAGAAACCGUGUCGAACUAUGUUCACCUCCGAGCAGUGCACUUUUGGCGCUACCUGUCGAUACAGUCACUACACACCGGAACAAUUGAACCAAUUUCGACGAAAAGCACAAAAAUCGGAUCUCCAAAGAACCAAACGUCUAGCGGAAGUGAUUGGAAAGCUCGAAUCCGCCGAAGAAAUCACCCGUAAGUUCCUGGAAAAGAGAUCGCAAGCCAAAGAGUUGCGCGAAGGCACUCAAUUUUGGACCUACACAGAGGAUCAACUGGGCCAGACUGAUCUGCCACCGUCGCUGCAGGAAAUCGAUCCAACACGAAUAGAUGCGAGUAGCUUCACGGAAUGGGGGUGAUAUGCAAUAAGUUGUACAGGAUCGUUUUUUCUAAUAAAAUAUAUUUAGACAUCUAGGAUAGAUCCAUUGUUCUCACAGGUUCAUUCGGGUAUACCAUCUCAAAUAUAUUAAAUUCGCUAUUGUUCGAAGAGUGUUCGACUUUCCGAUGUAGUACGUUGAAAUGUAGAGUUCCACAGAAUGUUUUCUUUCCGGUCAUCACAACUAGAUAUUGAUAUAAUAUAUUAUUGUACGUUAAACCACAAUCACUGUCUGCGCAGUGAUGUUGAGUGAGAUUUGCUCGGUACGGUGUGUACCGUCAAGCAUCCUCACGAAUUUAUAUUAUUCCUUUUUAAACUAUUGCAAUCCUUAUGCGUAGAUAGGUGUGCCAUUACAUGUUAAACCAUAAAUUUAAAUAAUAAAUAAUAAAAUGCACUAAUACAUGGUGAGUCUUA